Molecule: messenger RNA, 3820 nt
Organism: Nannospalax galili (Upper Galilee mountains blind mole rat)
Lineage: Eukaryota; Metazoa; Chordata; Mammalia; Rodentia; Spalacidae
Gene: Mcf2
Product: MCF.2 cell line derived transforming sequence
Exons: 28
Coding region: 45-3086 (1013 amino acids)
Biological process (GO): dendrite development; intracellular signal transduction
Cellular component (GO): cytoplasm
Molecular function (GO): guanyl-nucleotide exchange factor activity
Source: RefSeq, a predicted model, not a curated record
CGGGCCCGUUGUCCUCUGUUCUCCAGGCCAGCUGCUGUGGGUGUAUGUGGCUCUCAUUCUGGCUCCAGCCCGCCAGAAGCCCGCAAGAAACUGAGCUGCUCUUCUGGUUAAAGGACAUCAAUCAUUUCUUAAUGCAAGACAUUGCCUUCCUGUCUGGUGGCCGGGGACGGGACAAUGCUUGGAUCAUUACAUUUCCAGAAAACUGCAAUUUCAGAUGCAUCCCAGAGGAUAUAAUAGCAAAAGUGCUCAAAUACCUGACGGCUGUUGCAAGGGAAAAUGGAUCUGACUCCCGAUUCACUAUUAUUCUGGAUCGAAGACUGGAUACAUGGUCUUCUCUCAAAAUUUCUCUCCAGAAAAUCUCAAUUUCUUUCCCUGGGAGCUUACACUUAGUUCUGGUUUUACGCCCUACCAAUUUUCUUCAACGAACUUUCACAGACAUUGGAUUUCGAUUUAGCCAGGAGGAUUUCAUGCUCAAACUACCAGUUGUUAUGCUGAGCUCAGUUAGUGAUUUGCUGACAUACAUUGAUGACAAGCAGUUAACCCCUGAGUUAGGCGGCACCUUGCAGUACUGCCACAGUGAAUGGAUCAUCUUCAGAAAUGCGAUAGAAAAUUUUGCCGUCACAGUGAAAGAAAUGGCUCAGAUGCUGCAGUCCUUUGGAACUGAACUGGCCGAGACAGAACUACCAGAUGAUAUUCCUUCAAUCGAAAACAUUCUGGCAAUUCGUGCUGAAAGGUAUCAUCUGUUGAAGAAUGAUAUAACAGCUGUAACCAAAGAAGGAAGAAUUCUGCUAACAAAUCUGGAAGUGCCUAGCACUGGAGAAGCUGUCAGGUCAAGUCUUGAAUGUCAUCAGCACAUAAGUGGUGACUGGCAAACUAUUAAUAAGUUGCUGGCACAAGUGCAUGAUAUGGAAACUGCUUUUGAUGGAUUUUGGGAAAAACACCAAUUAAAAAUGGAGCAGUAUUUGCAACUGUGGAGAUUUGAGCAAGAUUUUCAAGAGCUUGUGACUCAAGUUGAAUUUCUGUUAAAUCAGCAAGCAGAGCUGGGUGAUAUAACAGGGAACUUAGCUCAAAUAAAACAAAAAAUUAAAAAAAUAGACAUCUUAGAUGAGAAAUCUCAGGAACUAUUAUCAAAGGCCCGAUUUGUGAUUCUACAUGGCCACAAGCUUGCGUCAAAUCACCAUUAUGCUCUUGAUUUAAUCUGCCAGAGGUGCAAUGAGCUACGUUAUCUUUCGGAUAUUUUGGUUAAUGAGAUCAGAGCAAAACGGAUACAGCUAAGCAGGACCUUCAAAAUGCACAAACUUCUACAGCAGGCUCGUCAGUGUUGUGAUGAAGGGGAACAUCUUCUGGCUAAUCAGGAAGCAGAUAAGUUUCAAUCUAAAGAAGAUGUUCAGAAAGCCCUUCAAGAUAUCGAAAAUUUUCUUCAAGUGGCUGUGCCCUUCAUAAGUUAUGAUGCUGAAACACUGCAGUAUGAAUUUGAUGUGCUCUUAUCUCCUGAACUCAAGGCUCAAAUGCAGACUGUACAACUCAAGCUUGAAAAUAUUCGAAGUAUAUUUGAGAACCAACAGGCUGGUUUUAAGAACCUGAAAGAUGAUAAACAUAAGAGACCAAUCCAGUUUGUGGUACCUACUUCUGAAAAUUUGAUGAGACCAAGAACAUUUUUUUCAUCUAAACAUGCAGUCAAGAAGUCUUGGAGAUCAUCUCAGAGCAACCUGAAAGUUGAAGUGGCACACAAUUGCCAAGAGAAGAGAAAUUCUGAUCAACCCUGCAGUUUGGACAAUGACAAUAGUUUGGAGAUUUUAAAGAAACACGUUCUAAAUGAGCUGAUACAGACGGAGAGGGCAUAUGUUCAAGAGCUGUUUAGUGUUUUGUUGGGCUACAGAGCCGAGAUGGAUAAUCCACAGAUGUUUGAUCUUAUGCCACCUCUCCUGAGAAAUAAAAAGGAUGUUCUCUUUGGAAAUAUGGAGGAAAUAUAUGAAUUCCACAAUAACAUUUUCAUGAGCAGCCUGGAAAAUUGCUCUAAUGCUCCAGAAAGAGUGGGACCUUGUUUCCUGCAAAGGAAGGAUGAUUUUCAGAUGUAUGCAAAGUAUUGUCAAAAUAAGCCCCAGUCAGAGAUAAUUUGGAGGAAAUAUUCAGAAUGUGCCUUUUUCCGGGAAUGUCAAAGAAAAUUAAAUCACAGACUUGGUCUGGAUUCCUAUUUACUCAAGCCAGUGCAACGAAUCACUAAAUAUCAGUUACUUUUAAAGGAGCUAUUAAAAUAUAGCAAAGACUGUGAAGGAUCUACCCAGUUAAAGGAGGCACUUGACACAAUGCUGGAACUACUGAAAUCAGUUAAUGACUCCAUGCAUCAGAUUGCAAUCAAUGGCUAUGUUGGAAACUUAAAUGAGCUGGGCAAGAUGAUUAUUCAAGGCGGAUUCAGUGUUUGGAUAGGACACCGGAAAGGUGCUACAAAAAUGAAGGAUUUUGCUAGAUUCAAAGCGAUGCAGAGACACCUUUUCUUGUAUGAAAAAGCUGUUGUGUUUUGUAAGAGACGUGUUGAAUCUGGAGAAGGUGCUGAUAGAUACCCAUCAUAUAGUUUUAAGCACUGUUUGAAAAUGGAAGAAGUUGGAAUCACAGAAUUCGUAAAAGGUGAUAACCGCAAGUUUGAAAUAUGGUAUGGUGAGAAAGAAGAAAUUUACAUUAUACAGGCACCAAAUAUCGAUGUGAAGAUGUUAUGGCUGAAAGAAAUAAGAAAUCUUUUGUUGAAGCAACAGGAACUUGUGACAGCUAAAAUCCAGAAGCAACAGUUAACAGCACAUGGUCAAGGUUCUCUUCAGCAGAACGUUGAAAAGCAAGAGGAAGCUCUUGUAAAUGUCGAGGAAACUGAACUGGAACAAGCCAGUAGCAGUGAGACAGUCAUGUCAGUCCAGACAGACACAAACACGGUUUGGACUCAGAUGUCACCACCUGCAGAAAGCCCUGCAGUGCCUGCAAAAUGUUCAAGCAGCUAUUUCUACCGUACUUGUGACAACAACGAAGAUGAUAAGACCCCAGUGGACCUGAGAAGCAAGCCAGUCACGGUGAUGCAUGCCCAUAAUCCCAGCAUUUGAGAAGCCAAGACAAGAAGACUGGGAAUUCAAGGCUAGCCUGGGCUACAAAUUGAGACCUCUGUCUCAGAAACAAAAACAAAACAAAACUGAGGAAUAAUGGUUCCACUUGCCUUGUAGAGACCUGUGUUGGAGAUGGCUCUCCUAUUUCGAUGAAGCUACUGUGUCAAGUGCCAAGUAGCUCUUGCUUGCCCGCUUCUCUGCCCAUGUGGAAAUACCGCUCAACAGACUUCCAACCCAAAUGAUGUGAAUGUUGUUUUCAGGUUAAUUCUUUUGGACAUGCAAAGAAACAGCAGUGUAUACUUAUUUCUUUUCUUUCACUUAAAAAACAUUUUAAACAUUUUAAUUGUAGUACUCUUUAUUCCCAAAAUUGUGUGGUAAAUGUGUAAGACAUUGUGCUGGAUAAAUUCUCAUCUCAGAAUACUUUUGACUUGAAAAUUAUUUCUUCUCUAUCUACUUUGUAACCAAAUGCAAUCAAUCAGCGUGCCUUGAAUUAUUUAGCUUAUUAUGAAUUAAGUUAAAAUUAUGGCUGCAAAAUGAUUAAGGCCAAGUGAAGCACAACAUUAUGAUUUAAUAGGCUUUAUUAGACUUAAAGCUUAUGUGCCCAUUCUUUUAAACUGUAAGAGAUACAAAGUUCAGAAUUUGGGGGGGAACACACUAGUAAAAUUUGUUCAGGGCUAUUGCCUUUUUUAUGCGUGCCAAGAUAAAAUUUUCAUGAGAGUAGUUUACAAAUAAUU